Molecule: messenger RNA, 4652 nt
Organism: Acinonyx jubatus (cheetah)
Lineage: Eukaryota; Metazoa; Chordata; Mammalia; Carnivora; Felidae
Gene: DPPA4
Product: developmental pluripotency associated 4
Exons: 6
Coding region: 2773-3753 (326 amino acids)
Biological process (GO): system development
Cellular component (GO): nucleus
Molecular function (GO): chromatin binding
Source: RefSeq, a predicted model, not a curated record
CCCCAUUCACACUGUUUUUAAAGAGAGAAUCUUGACCUUGCUUAGGAGUUAGUAAGUUAGUAAGUCUUGAGGGGUAGAAUAAAGCUCACCUAGACUUGAUUUCUGGGUCUCUCACUUACUGCAUCAUUCAGCAAGUUACCGGUAUAAUUUUAUACAUACUUGUGUCAUCCAUAAAUUAGAGGACAAUAAAAUAAUGGCUGUGAACUUUUAAACCUAAAAUUUGGUACAUAACAAACACUCAAUAGGCUUUAAAAACUACUUUUCUUAAUUGUUGGUAGACAGGAAGGUGCUGGUUAUUGUAAGUACAGAUGGAAAGCUGGAGCUGUGAUUGGUUGAGUAGCUUGCUUAAGAAAUAAAAUGUGUGUGGAACACGAGGAUGGUUUUGCUUUCUUCAAACCACCAGUCUGGCCCUGGAAUUCUAUUGUUUCCACAAGUUGCAUCAUUAAAUGCCUUCACACAUCCCAUUCAGAAGUCUCUAGCAACUUUUGUUUCUGCCUUGGAAUUUUUCUGAAGGAGUUGUCAGUUUCCUAAAGUCUCUUGAACUACUCUGUAAUUGAUUAUGUUAAAAAGCUCACAGAAAGUGGAUAGGAAUGGUAUUAUUAAUUCAUACAAGAGUCAACUCAUGAAUAUCCGCAUUCACAAAUUAUGGGGGAGGGGGGAGGGGAGGAGAAAAAGAAGACCGCCCUUGGGUGACAGUGAGUGGGAGGAGACUUUUAAAAGAGUCUUGGGCCCAGGGCCGUUUCAGAAGUAAGGGUUUAUUUUUGUCAACCUUGACUUCUCUUUGGAUAUGGAGAAAGCAAAAGGCAAAAAGGUAAGUACAAUUUUACUGGGUUUGUUUCUAUCUGUCUUUGAGAGUCUCCUCAUAUAUUUCUCUCUCCUGCUGAGCAUAUUUGAUCCGAAUUAUGAGGAGAAAAGAAUGUGCCUUAGAAUGUUCUCCUCUUGUUAAAAAACGAAAAAACACAGUAAAGUUCUAAAUGAUGAUCGCAGCCUGGUAUAUUGGGGAGAGGAGACAGUAAGAAAUGGGGUUUCCUGUUUGGGUUUGAAAAGGUGCUUUAUCCUGUCCGAAAGAAGAAUUAAGUAGCAGGGCUGGAGGGAAGUGGUAGCAGGAGGAAAGGGGAGGUGAGGGGAAAACUUUAGGAAGAGGUCACUGAGCUGAGGUUGGGAGAGAACUAGAUCGUUUAAUUUGCCUUCAACAGACAUCAGUCUCCAACCAAAAGUGCUGGGUCUGAAGUUGUCUUUUCCCAGGGUCACUGGGGCUAGCAGAUAAUCAGAAGCCAGAUAUAUUGACAAGCCCCGCAGACGGAAAUUAGAGGUAGAGAGGUUUAAGACUUCCAGAAGCAUCGAACUUGCGUGCCAGGGGAACCUGAGCACUCUCUAGAGUCUCUUUCUUUGGAACCAUCAUUUUUGCCCUUGCCAUUUUGAGAGGUUUGCGAGGCCCCAAAGUUUGUGUAAGGCUGUGCCAAAGUGAAAUUUGAAUAAGAAUGUGUAGUUGCUAUACAGAUGUAAAAUAGCAUACAAAUGUUAAUUUGUCCUGUACUCCCUCCUUGGGGAUGCUGGAAAAGAUUGAGAUUUAGGAGCUAAUCCAGGCUUUCUUGUCUAUGUGAAGUGCCUUCCUGCAUGUCCUAAACUACGCGGCCUCUAAGCCUCAACUUCUGUGUCCAAAAAACAAAGUAAUAAAUUGUCACCAGCUUGUUGUGAGGAGUAAAUGAAGAUAAGAAACAUGUCAACAACCCUACGUAAGGUAGAGGCUCAACGAAUGUUAGUUUCUCUCUCAAAUCACUAAUAUUCCUACUGUUGUUUCUUUUGGUUCAAUUAACCAAUAUUUAUUGAGUGCCUAUGAUGAAAGGGAAAGAAAUUCUACCCUUAUAGAGCUUAUAAUCAGAUGGAGUAACAAGCAUGGACCAGAUCACACAAGCAAGCGUAAAACUGCAACUGGUAAGUGGGAGGAAUGAGGCAAUAUGUAGGAGAUUUGACUUGGUCUGAAAGGUUAGAAAGGGUUUCCAGAGGAAUACUCGAAGUGAGAUUCUGAAAGUGAGAAAGAUUUAAGAAUGUGAUUAGAAGACGGGUGGAGGGGCUCCUGGGUGCCUCAGUCGUUGAGCCUCAGACUUCGGUGCAGGUGAUGAUCUUGUGGUUCAGGAGUUCAAGCCCCUGUCUGUCUCCGUGCUGACAGCUCAGAGCCUGGAGUCUGCUUUGUAUUCUGUGUCUCCCUGUCUCUCUGCACCUCCCCUGCUCACACUUUGUCUCUCUCUCUUUCUCUCUCUCUCUCUCAAAAAUAAAUAAAACUUUAAAAAAAAAAAAAAAGACUGAGGUGGAGUGAGUGAUAACCCAUCAGGCCAACAGAAACAGACUGGAAAGGAAUUCUCUGGCCCUUGGGGCAAUGGAGAGGCUGAUAUGCUGAAUUAAAGACAUUUGUAUAUCUUCAGGCUAAACACAGAAACCACUGAAUGAGUAUAUAGAAUCCUUCUGGCAAUAGUAGGGGAAACUUUCUUCGGAAGAGGCUGAGAAUAGAGGAAUGGGGGAAGAAUAUCUUCAGGUGAGAGAUAAUGGAUAGGGUGGGCAAUACAAGGGCUACUACCCCCACCCCCAGUAAAAAGCCUAGCUUCUUCUACUUUUGUUUGUAUCUGUAUUUUCUGUCUUUUCUUAUAUUUUCAAAUUAGCCCCCCCCGUUUCCCCAUCAUUGCUUCCCCAUCUUAUAAGUAAACCUGGAUAUUAAGAAGAUUUGCCACAGGAGAAUCCAUACUGCCAGUGGUGUGCAAUGAAUGCCUUGGUGCCAUGGAUGUGAGCAAUCUCAAGGCAGGUAGUGUAUGUGGUGGGUCGGGCACCCGAGGGAAAACUGACUGGCUCCCCUCUCAGCAGAAUUCCACAAAGAAGUCAGGGGAAGACUAUUUCGCUUGCAAAUCCCAACCUGUAUCAAGAGAAGCCACAGAGAAACAGCAAGCUUCUGGUGAACCAAAGUUACCAAGACCCUCAGUGAACGGGACCAAACAAAAAAGAUCUAUGAAAGAAGACAAAGAAAAGACAGCACAAGACAAUGCAAGAGUAAGAAUUCGGAAGAAAAUCCCUAUUCCUCCAUUACCUUCCACGCUGCCACCAGUCAACUUGCUUCAUAGAGACGUGGUGCGGGCCUGGUGCCAACAACUGAAGCUGAGCACCAAAGGCCAGAAAUUAGAUGCAUAUAGGCGGCUGUGUGAAUUUGCUUACCCGAAUCAAAUGAAGAACAUUCCCCUCACUGCAAAGGAGGCCAAGAUUCUCACACCAUCACAAAAAAGGUCAAAGAUGGACAAGGGAGAAAUGUUUCUGGAAAAUUCUAAGAAAAAGAGCUCUUCUCAUGGAACCCACCCUCCUGAAGUGGCUGCUCCCCCUGAGGGUGGGAUGCAGGCCCUCGUUGGGUCUGAUCCUCUUCCGGAAGGAGUCGAAACGGUGGUUGUGACAACUUCAGCCCCGGAUGCUGUGUUUGCCUCCUGGUCCAGAAUUGCAUCCACGGCUGGGAAGAUGGAGACAGUGGAAUCAACACAAGAUGCCUAUGGUGUCCGGUGGUGUGUGGUCCAUGGGAAAAGUCUGCCUGCAGACACAGAGGGUUGGGUUCGCCUACAGUUUCAUGCAGGGCAAGCCUGGGUGCCUGAAAAACAGGGGAGAGUGUGUGCCCUCUUUCUGCUACCUGCCUGUAAUUUUCCACCCCCACACCUGGAAGACAAUAUGCUGUGCCCCAAAUGUGUUCGGAGGAAUAAGGUGUUAAUGAAAAGCCUCCAAUGAGAUCACGAUACCAGAAAAAGGGGUACAACUGUGAUUAUAAUUGAUGGUAGGAAGGAAACUACCAUCAACUCAGUGGUGCCACUGACAGCUGGACUGGAAACCACUCCACCCUCCACGCUUCCUGCUGACAGGACACACAGCCUGGUGGGUUGCAGAUGUUACCCUCGGACACCAAACAGGGCCUGCCUUCCCAUUGGUUUAAAGUACUUAACAGUUUGAAGUCAAGAGACUGAGAAGGUUAGCAGCCUCUAGAGGAGUCAGAGUCCGGAGAAUGGAAAUCCAGCACUGGAAACACACCUGUUCUCCACUCCACCCCUCCACCCCUCCACGAGGCUCAGCUCAGUCUCCCACCUUAAAAGAACUGUUAAGGUCACUUCUAUUUCAGAAGGGUAAGUAAACAUUUGGUAGUGUGAUUGACUUUUUCAUCUUAUUAAUAAGAAGGAACUUGGGGUAUGAUCUUGAUGUUUGGAGGAGCCAGGGGGAAAGAAAAUUUCCAAAAUUUCCAAUUCCAAACAGAAGUAGCAGAUCUGCCUGCCCAUAAGUGCACAAGCAUUGUGUGUGCAAGGUAUGAGGUCCAGUGGAAAUGAUGAUAGGAGAAAUCCGGAGUCAGGCCUCCAAAUUUCUCUUAGCUCCAAAGGGAUAUGGACACAUAAAACUCCCAAGAGCUGGUGUUGGAGUAACUGAGCUUCGAAGUUAGAGGUUCCGCCAAGAUGUUGCUGGCUGAGGCAAAUGGAUCUGCAUGAAGGAAGUCUAUGAACUCCCUGCCAGGAAGCAAAAUUGGAAGUGGCUACAUCUCCGAGGAUCCCAGCCCUAAGGAGAAGAUGGGGAAAAUUUUAAAAUACUAAUUCACUGAAUUGGAAUUAAUGUACCUGAUCAAGUGCCUCAAAACGUAGAUUUUG